Messenger RNA from Solea senegalensis (Senegalese sole), 6514 nucleotides. RefSeq names its product zinc fingers and homeoboxes 2a (gene zhx2a). Lineage: Eukaryota; Metazoa; Chordata; Actinopteri; Pleuronectiformes; Soleidae. Gene Ontology annotation, cellular component: nucleus. Gene Ontology annotation, molecular function: DNA binding; DNA-binding transcription factor activity, RNA polymerase II-specific. Gene Ontology annotation, biological process: regulation of transcription by RNA polymerase II. The record is from RefSeq and is a predicted model, not a curated record. The transcript is spliced from 12 exons. The coding region runs from base 774 to 3470 and encodes 898 amino acids.
CACACAGUGGCAGGCAAGCAUCAGCAUAGGAGAAAGUUGACGGGUGCCAGAGGCAGCUCAUUCAUUUCCACAGUAGAGGACGUGUGUUAUGCUGCCCCAAGCUCUGUACACUCACACUCCUUUAACUUUACCCCGCCAGCCUCUGGACUUUCCUUUAUUUUAGCACCAUGGAGCCGCUGUGGACGAACACCAGCGCUCCGGUACGGCAUGCAAAUACGUACUCUGACGUCGGCGAUCAUGUGGCUUUUGGCGUAGAUCCUCCUUGUGAUCGCCAAUUUUUCCUUUCCUGUCGCCUGUUGUCUGCACGGUUUCUGGGCCGCCGUGAGAGAGUGUAGUGAAGACUCGGGCUGGUUUUUGUCGCUCGGUCGGCGACGGCUUUGGGAUUGUACCACACUACCUGAGCAUCGCGCCAAAACGGCGGGCAGGUAGCAUUGUGUCAUGCAGCUCCAGGAGGCUUGUGAGCACUGGAGCUGACACUGUCAGCGAUCCCGGCCUACUUCACUCCACAACAGUCCCAUCUCCAGUAGACUUUCACGUUCCACUGCCCUCCUGUCCCUCCAGCUAAUAUUUCAUCCCAGGGGUAGACACCCUCUCCUCCGAUUCGACUCUGUGGCUGCUCCGUCUGAGCCCACAAACUCUACUGUUGGCUACACGUCUCCACCUUUAUAGUCCUGCAUCCUGGGCACCUCAGCCACAGACUCUUUCAACAUCCCUGGCCAAGCAUCGGCAGAGGGCAGCUUUCCUAAAAGACAAACCUCGUAUCUACCAUCACCAUGUCCAGUCGACGGAAGGCUUCCACUCCCUGUAUGAUCCGACCAGAGCAGACCAUGGUGGAGAUGGAUGAUGAGGAAGAGGAAUCACACAAUAUGGAGACAACAAAAGAGAACCACAUUGAGGAGGGGCCCAUGGAGGCAGAUCUCUCAACAGGAACAGAUUCACCCAUGGAUCUGGAUUCAAUGGGAAAUGUCUCAGAUCCCCCCAAAGCUCAAAAGAAACCUGCAACAGAGGUCCGAGAACUUCCCAAGCCUCCGCAUAGGCAGCAGGGGGGCUAUGAGUGCAAAUACUGCCCCUUCUCCACACAGAACCUCAACACUUUUAAAGAACAUGUAGACGCCAACCAUCCUAACGUCAUCCUCAACCCCCUGUACCUGUGCGCAGUCUGCAACUUCAACACAAAAAAGUUCGACACCCUGACCGAACAUAAUGAGAGAUGUCACCCAGGGGAGAGCAACUUUAAAUUCAAACGCAUCAAAAUGAACAAUCAGACAAUCUUAGAGCAGACAAUAGAGGGCUGCAGUAACAAUGCGGUCAUUUACAACACUUCCAGUGCCACUGCUGGCAAAGGGGACGAACUUGGCACACAGCCAAUUAGCAGAUCCACCACAGUGAAGGUCGGUAAACCAAAAAUAAUGUCAUCGGAUAAUAAAAGGACAGAGGCUCAUUUGGGCAAAUUGACUGCUGAUCUGGCCAAGAAACCGAUCACGGCGCUUAAUGUCAAUGGGACUGUCAUCAUCCCAGAGUCGACGCUCCUCAAAGCAGACGGCCUUUCUCACAUUAUGCCUUCUCUACAGCGACCUCUAAACUAUACACAGGUGCCGAAGAUCGCAGUCCCCCUCAACACAACCAAAUACAAUCCUUCCCUGGAUGACAACCUGACGCUCAUCUCCUCCUUCAACAAGUUCCCCUACCCAACGCAGGCUGAGCUCUCCUGGCUCACUGCAGCAUCAAAACAUCCAGAGGAGCAAAUCAAAGUGUGGUUCACCACACAGAGGCUCAAACAGGGAAUUAGCUGGUCACCUGAGGAGGUGGAAGAAGCCAGGAAGAAAAUGUUUAACGGCACAAUCUCCUCUGUGCCUCAAACGUUCACCGUGGUCACUCCUCAGCUCAACUCCCACUCGUCCGCCAACAUGACUGCCAUCUCUGCAGCCUCCAAACCUGUGCAGGCAGGAGCCCCUGUCCUGCAGUCCCUCCCCUGUCACCUGCUGGGACAAAGCAGCCUGGUGCUCACUCCUGUAGCCAAUGGCUCCACUGUCACCUGUGCACCACUGGCACUGACGGUGACUAACCAGGUGGUGCAGUCACUCAAACGACCACUGACCACCCCUCUGAUCACCACGGAGAGUAAACGACCUUCCAUCAUUCAAACCAUUUCAGCGCCCAUGACCACAUCCAAGCUGGUGUCAACUAAAUUGCUAAAUUUUACAGUUGAUCCUAAUAAAACAGCAGAGCAGCUCUCAGUCCUGAGGUCCAGCUACACACAUUGUCCUUUCCCUGAGGAAGAUGAGAUCUACAGGCUGAUAGAGACGACUGGGCUGUCCAGAGGAGAGAUAAAGAAGUGGUUCAGUGAACAGCGGCUCCUUAAUCUCAAAGGUGUCCCACAGCCACCAGUGCUGGUGAAAUCAGAGGUGACACCAGCACCUAAAGAUCCUGUGAAGAAAGUGGUCCCCAGCCAUUUUCCCCUGCUGGAGAGAGUGAAGGGAAAGACGUCAGAGCAGCUGAAGGCACUGGAGGAGAGUUUCCAGAGAAGCAGCUCUCCAACUGAGGCAGAACUCGAUCAGCUGGCCCAGGAUACCAGGUUGUCCAAGACAGAGGUGGACUGCUGGUUUUCAGAGCGCAGGGCACUGCGGGACAACAUGGAGAAGACUUUACUCAGCAUGACCUCAAAAAACACAGAGGACAGACAAGAGCAGCCCGGGGCGUUGCUGAACGGGGCCUCUCAUCGAGAGCAGGAUGCAAAACCUCUCCACUCUUCUCCUCACCCACCUGUCCUCUCUUCUUCUUCGUCGUCCUCUUCCUCCCCUCCUGUGCUGGCAGCCUCCUCCCCUCACCCCCCAACCCUCUCCUCUGCAGCAUCGCCUCCCAUCCUCAAUUCAUCCUCCUCCUCAUCUCCUCAUCCUCCCAUCCUGUCGGUCUCCACGAGCCCUGCUCCGAUCACCAGCCGCUCCCUCACCCUGCUCAAAGAGAUGUUCUGUCGGACCCAGUGGCCGUCUCCCGAGGAGUAUAGCCAGCUCGAGGUCCAAACAAGCUUGGGACGCACUGACAUUGUUCGUUGGUUCAAGGACCACCGCUUGGCACUGAAAAGCGGUGAAACCUUGGACUGGAUGGAAUGUUUCCAAAGUCAGAACUUGACUGAGCAGCAGGCAGCGAGUCAGGACCAGAACAGGAGUGUUUCCUCGGAAGUCAAGACUGUGACGGUGGAGGAGGCUGGAGAGAACACAGCUGCUACAGAGCCUUCCAAGCUGUCCGAACAAGACAAAAUACAGUGGUUGACAGACAGAAUAGCCCACAGUGUGACCGACCUGAGCCGGAACAGACUGGACCAAACUAGCCCUGACACUGCUGACAAAGGGAGGUGGGUGAAGGUGACAGUGGCGGUGGGGGAGGAGACUGAAGAAGGAGUGGAGGGACGGAGACUGGCAACAGACUCCGAUGUUAAAUCCUUAGAGCAACCGGGGAGGGUCACUGGUUGAUGGUAGGUUUAAUCAGUGAAAAUCCCCUUUUAAUAAAUGCAGGAAUGUAGUCAUGGAAAAUUCAAGUGAGUAUCAGAUGUUAAAACUGCUUUGAAUAAAAAUGAUAAGGUUUGCAUAUUAUGCUCUUGUAUCAGCAGUAUUGGAAGCAUUUGAAAUGGUUUGUGACUUCCUGUCAGACAUCCAACUAUUGGUUGCUAGGCGUUCACAAACUUUAUCUGAAGUUAAGGGCUGGACAGGUAGCGUAUAGCUCUUGUUUUGUAGAGCUUUCUCUGAAAACAAUGUUGAUUUAUGCAGAUGCAAAUCAAAACAGAAAAAACAAUGGGUCAAAUCAAAACAAUGAGCUGAAAAACACUGCAAAGAUCCUUAAAACUCAGGAUUCAAGAGAUCAAUAUCAGGAUUCAUUUAUUGCACUUCCAUUCACAUUAUACAUAUUUUACAUAUUGCAAUAUGAAAUGUUGCUAAUGUAAAAAUAUUUUAAUCAACCCAGAAGUAGCACAUGGCUUUCAUCAAGGUGUUUUCUGGUUAUUCUCCCAGUGCAUGCUGGGAUAUCUUUCCUCCCACUGAGACCCUGAUCAGAAAUAUCUGUCCAUAAAGAAUGGACUGGACUUAGAGGAGGGUUGUAGAAGCUUCAUUGUGUGACUUGGCUUUAAGUAAAUAGAUACAUAAAUGGGGGAACUGUUCCUUUAAGAUGCCACAGCUGCUGUGUUCAACUCCCCAGGAAGUUAUUAGCAUGUAAUUACAUCUGACUGGUCCUUUAGAAAGAUGGCAUGCUGGGACGGCAGGAUGAUAUUUGGACCACACUGUCAUUAGCAUCACACGUGUCGCCGAGCACACGCACACAGGAAGUCAUGGGAGGUCUUGAGGAGAUUGUAGAUGGAAACAUUUUUAGGUGAUUGAUAGAUAGAUAGAUAGAUAGAUAGGUUUUCACUUGUGCUUAGGGAUGAACAAUUAAUCAUUUUCAAAUCAUAAUGUGAAACAAAAUGCUAUUUUAUUUGCAAAUUGUUUCAAGUGAAUGAGAUGUAUGAUGUUAAAGAGUAAAGGAUCUCAUGAUUUCCUGAUUUGAAUUUUUAUUAUUAUUGAUUUAACAUAGUCACAGCUUUUGUUAUUAUUCUAGUUUUUUUAUUGUUUAGGUUCAGUACCAUGUCUUGAACUCAAAUCUUGUUGGUUUCUCUACAAUUUUGUCUAUGUACAGUGCCUUGAGAUGUAUGUAUGUUGUGAUUCGGUGCUAUACAAAUAAAAUUUAAUUGAAUUGAAAGUCAAAUUUGCAGUAUCUUAGAUAUUUACCCUAAAUUAUUCAGGCCUAAUUUAAAAAUCACUUAGGUAGUAAUUUAUAAUUCAUUGUUUUUUCUGACAUCUACAUAUACCCAACCUUUAAAUUCUAAUCUGAGAAAAGUAUUAGUGAAAUCAUGAAAUCAGUUAGCAGUUAACACAGGAUGGAGAACCGUGAUUUGACCCAGUGUUAAUCUGAGUCUCCUCUUUCUGCCUUGGUGUCUUGACUGUGUUUCAGGUCGAUUAAAUCGUUGACCACCAUGUGGCGACCAAAUGUGGAACUCGUGAUGUAACUGUCUGCGUGUGAUGUCAUCACAAAGCGUCAGGGACUUUGGAGUUCCACUGUUAGAGGCACUGAUGUGAGGUGCAGAUGCUGACAUUAAGAGGAGUGCCAAAGCUGGACUUGAUGCAUUGUUCUUACUACUAUUAGUACACUUUAAAAACACACAAAGAGAUGUACGCUUGUAAAUAUUUUUCUGUAUUACAAAAAAAAUGUUUGUACAGUUUUACUUCGCGGGCAAGUUUUGUUACAUUUUUAAAAACAAGUCUGACGGGUUCCCCAAAACUUUUUUCUUUAUCUUGUCAUUGGUCCAAGUUCAGAGUGUAUGAUAAUCAAUUUCUUGCUGAAAAUGUAGUCCUUUUUUUCUUUGGAAAAUCCUUCUUACGCACUACUCUUCAUGAGCAGUCUUUGAUGGCACUUGCAUAUCUACCUGCUGUAAUGAUAGAUGUUCUUAUGAUAGGUCACCUCAUUUCACACUGUAACUUUUUCUUUUCUCCGGUAGCAACAACAUUCACGCUGGUGAAGGUGAACAUCACUCACGUGUGUUUUAGAGAAGGCAGUCAUGAAGAAUGAGCAGUGGCUGAAACAGUCACUCAGGCAGACAAGUCAGGAUGAACAAACUGCACUUCCCAACUUAUUUCUUCUGGUUUACGCAUCAGCACCCAUUUCACAAAACCAUACAGAAUGUUCUUUUUAAUGAAACUGUGUUUGAUCGCACCACGCUGCCUUUCAGCUCUUACCUGAAGUUUCCUGUCUGCCUCGGUUGUGGGUCGAGUACAGAAAUGUGAACUUGAAAAUGUUUCUUGACUGAACUUCCUCAAGAACAUCUGGGUGGUGACAGUGGGAAUGUGGCACAGGGGAAAUGGCGAAAGCUCCUUUUUCUUUGACCUAUUUUCAAGAAAUGGAUCUGUGAACACACAGGAACUCUUAACUCUUCUCUCUCUUUCUCUCAGCUUUGUCCAUCUAUUCCAAGCAGCACAGAGUUUGCGUGAUUCCUGUUCUGUCAGUUCAUGGUGACUUAAUAUCUGGGCUUGUGAAUCUGUCGCCUGGAUAAACGAUGAAAACUAUGCUGAUACCGUUUGGAGUUGUUGGCUAUUACCUCUUCGGCUACAGCUGUCACGAACUGCUAAGCAUGUGCUUCAACGCCUUUCAUUUUUAAGGCACUCAUUUCCACACAAGAUUUUUAAAGGGAUUUUUUUGUUUUUUCAUGGGUCAAAUUGCAAUUUGUUGCAGUAUUUGUACCAGUGAUUAAAAAUGGGUUGAGUUCCACUGUCACCUAGACUUGACGAGCCUUGUUUGAACCAGCAGGCUUAUGGCUGUUUGCUGGCUGAAUGUCUGCUGCUGCUGCUGCUGCUGCGUCCUUAGUUUCAUGCUCAGACACGUUUCUGGGCGACUGUACAUUUGUUUGGCUAAUAGGGAAUACUGUUUGCAUUUUCAUUUUCUACUUAAUGUCUGCUGUAACUCAAUAAACAUACAACUGACUUUAAAAACUCCA